This is a messenger RNA of Morone saxatilis (striped sea-bass), 3670 nucleotides long. RefSeq names its product GTPase IMAP family member 8-like. NCBI's taxonomy places the organism in Eukaryota, Metazoa, Chordata, Actinopteri, Moronidae. The record is from RefSeq and is a predicted model, not a curated record. Gene Ontology annotation, molecular function: GTP binding.
GUCACUGGUAACUUGGCUAUGAAAAGAGAAGACCAGCAAAAAUGGAAAACAAGCUUGGGGAGAAAGAGAUCAGACUCAUCCUGAUUGGUGGGAGAUGGGCUGGCAAGAGCUCUUCUGGCAACACCAUACUGGGAGAGGAAAGGUUUGAGUGUGGCCGAACCAGAACAAUCCAGUCUGAGGUAAGACAUGGAGACGUCGAGGGCAGGAAGCUCAUCGUGGUGGAUGCUCCAGGAUGGAACAGCUCCCACUCCCUCACUGAGAUCCCAGAGAGAGACAAGCAAACAUUUAAGCUCAACACGUCCAAGUGUCCACCCGGACCAAAUGUCUUCCUCCUUGUUAUUCCCAUAGACUGUGCUUUCACUGCAGAGCAAAAGAGGAUUGUGGAGGAGCACAUGAAGCUCCUGGAAAAGCGUGUUUGGAAAUAUACCAUGGUACUGUUCACCUGUGGAGAUUUCCUCAGGAAGAGGACAAUAGAGCAACACAUUGAGAGUGAGGGAGAUGCACUAAAGUGGUUAAUAGAAAGAUGCAGUAACAGGUACCACGUGUUCAAUAACAACGAGAGAUAUAACACAACUCAGGUGACACAGCUGCUGGAGAAGAUAGAGGAGAUGGUGUGGCACAACAAUGGCAGUUACUACGAGGUAGAAGAACAGAUAUUUAACAUCAUUAAAGAGAAGCAACGAGAAGUGGCUGAAAGGGCGGAAAAGAGACGGAGAAGGGCCGAGGAACAAAGACAUGAUAUGAAAAUACUCAUUCAAGAAGAGAAGAAAACCAUCCCAAAACUCCAGAUGAUUCUCUUGGGAAGCCGAAGUGCUGGGAAAACCUUAGUAGAAAACACCAUCCUGGGAAUCAAAGAACAAGAAGAUGGAAGAAGAACAACGCAGUCGGUGGCACGGCAUGGCUUUGUGGGUAAAACUGAAAUAACUCUGGUUGACACACCAGGUUGGUGGAAAGGCUUCCCAGUGUCUGACACUCCUGAAGCAAUCAAAGAGGAAGUGAUGCGCAGCAUGUUCCUGUGCCCCCCUGGGCCUCACGUCUUCCUGUUGGUGAUAGAUGCAGAUUCAUCCUUCAAUGCCAAACACUUAGAUGCAGUGACAACACACAUGGAGCUUCUCGGACAAGAAGUGUGGAGACGCACUGUUGUAGUUUUCACCAGGGGAGACUGGCUGGGAACAAAUACCAUAGAGCAGUACAUCGAAGCGGAGGGAGAGGCCAUGCAGUCUCUAGUUGAACAAUGUGGGAACAGAUAUCAUGUCAUUGAUAACAAGAAUGCAGAUGAAUGUACUCAAAUCACAGAGCUGCUGGAGAAAAUCACUUGGACUGUGGCUGGAAAUGGUUGGAGCCAUUUUUCCCCAGAUGAGAAGAUAUUUCUAACCAUUGAAGAGAAAAGACGAAGAGUAGAAGAAGGAGCACGACUGAGGCAAAGUCAAGUCAAGGCCAAAAGAAAAUCCCUGAGAGGUGCCAAAGAUGAAUUGCGGGAGCUGAGGAUUGUGAUGCUUGGUCAGAAGACAUCUGGAAAGAGUGAAACAGGAAACAACCUCCUGCGUAAGGAAGUGUUUUCCACCUGUGAGAAUAAGCACUGUCAGGUGGAGGACGGGGAAGUUGCUGGCAGAAGGAUCACAGUGAUCGACUCCCCGGGCUGGUAUGAGAAGUCCUCCCUCUGCACUGAAGAGAUGGACAAAGAAAUUGUCCGAGGUCUGUCGGUGAGCCCAUUAGGCGUUCAUGUUGUUCUGCUGGUUGUCCCCUUGGACCUGACGUUCAGAGAAGCUCAACAGGUCGCUCUGGAGGAACACAUGAACCUCUUUGAUGCCAGCGUCUGGAAACACACAAUGGUUCUGUUCACAUUUGGAGACAAACUAGCAGAUAAAUCCGUAGAGGAGCACAUCGAGAGGGAGCAUCGAGCUCUACGCUGGUUGGUUGACAAGUGUAAGAACAAAUACCACGUUGUGAACAAUAUGAAGAGAACUGAUAUGAAUCAGGUUACCGAACUGUUUGAGAAAAUAGAGGAAAUGGUGGCAGGGAACAGUGGCCGGCUCUUCUGCCCUGACAUGAAUGACAUCCACCUGAGAAUUGAAGAGAAGUUCAGGAGAAGGCAGCUCAAACAUGUGCUGAAGCAGCAGCUGGAGGAGGAGUACAGGCGGAGGGAGCUGGAGAUGAUGACGGGCUUCAGAGAAAAACUCCUUGAGCUGCAAGCUGAUAUCAGGGGGAGUGUGACAAGCACUAAAUCCAAGUCCCUGUUUGGUGACAUGGCCAAACUCAAAGCCAAGGGUGUUGGUCAGAAGAAGAAAGAUGGAAAGGAGAAGGAGGAAAUCAUAGGUGAAAAAAUCAACCAGGAAAUUGAAAAGCUGGAUAAGGACAUAAUGAGAGCCACAGAUCGUCUUCGGAGCAGCAAGGAUUUUUUAUUCGAGGACUUCAAAGGAGACAAUCCAGCACCAUCUAUUGCUCAGUCUUCUCUAGAGAGGAGAAUAUCAACCAGCCACUUUGAAAAUGUUCUACAAUGGCUGUCCACACUUCAGAUCAGCACAAAUGUCGAGAACCAGCUGACCCUCAACUUCUCUCAGACGUCAGGUUAUGGAUCUGUGCUACCACAGGACGACGUGGUCUUUGACACAGAAGCUGAUAUUCCUCAAUGAAUUGUUUCAAUACACUGAAAACAAUGAUAUAACAUACAACAACAACAACAACAACAAUAUAAUGUAAACUGAUCAUUUUAUUUAUGCUUCCUUGUGCCACAAAGGUUGAUUCAGUUCUGUGGUAAUUUGAUGGGCUGUAGGUGUUUUGGGGGACAAUAGGGUGUGCCUUACAAUAAAAUAUUCCAAUCAUUAAACUGAUAAAUGUAUCUAUGUUUGCCAUAUACAUAUCAAUACAUAUUGAUGACACAUGUCCUGUUAUUUAAACACGUUAAAUAAAUUGAAUUGUUAUUUUUCACCCAUACAGAGAUACACAGUACAUAGACAUGCAAAUAGGCAGUACCAGUAUAUUUUUAAUAUAAUAAUAUAUUAGUAGAAGGGCUAUUACUUGUACUACAGUGUACUACAUUUCGAACAUCCGUCAGGUGGGCACAGACACUAAAUGAAACCAUGAUAAUGUUGCCAUUUGUAAAUUUGAUCUCAAUAAUAAUGAUGUAGGUCAGUAUUAUGUAUGUACUAUCAAACAUUAUAUUGUUAUAACCUGCUAUAUAUGAAAAGUGCCCUGAGAGAUAACUUAGCUUUGAAAAGUAAAGCCAACGCGGAAGUGUCCUAAAAUCUGCAUUCUAUGUAAAGGCAAGCAGGGGGAGCUCCAUUGGUUACAAUAACACAUCGAUACCAUUCACUCUAAUGGAGAAUAAGCCGACUUCUCACUUCAUUUAUGAGUUCAGUAAACAGUUUCCUAAUGAGUUUAUGGUCUCAAUCACUAGUUUCACAUCUUCUUCAAUACAUUAUGAUGUUCAUUUCGUAAAUUAUGGAGUAAUUUCGAAUAAAAUAGACAAUAAACCCGCGUAUACUUUUGGGAUGGCUACCUUUUGAUUGACAGGUCAUUCUCAGUGAGUCUGUCCAGCGUAGUGUAUGAAACUCAGAUCAAACUUAAUCUAGCCAGUGCUGAUCAAAUAGGAAGCAUGAUUUUGUUUCUGAACUUGACAGAUGACUGCUCCAGCUGACAGUUCUUAAUGGUCAAAUGGGCUGAUUUCACA